CGUGUGUAAGCGACGACGAUGACGGUGACUCGGCUGUUGUGAUUCGUCUUCGGAGAAAGCAAACUGCCUGAACGACGAUAUACAACUGCAAGUUACACCUAUUGAGGAGAAGUGCCGAACUGCAGUGAGAUUAAUCGCUUCCGUUUUGUGAUUGACUUGGAAUUACAUCUAGAGUCCUUUUCUGCGAGGAAAAAGAAGACAACGCGAGUGAGAACAAAGUUCUUCUAGCCGACCGCGAAUAAUACCGUGAGUAAUCAUUCUAGCAUCUCUCGAAUCAAUCUGAGUAUCCCGAAGCGGACACCAUAUACCGUGGACAGUUACUGCUACCGGCAUAUCCGGCGCUAUCCGGCGUAUCCACAGAGGUGUACCGGCGGCAGUACCUCUGCCUACAGCAGGUGCUGGAGCGAAGGGACGCAGCCCGUCAGACAGUUCACCAGGGCUGCACAACAUCGAACGCGAGAAAAUCUAGAUACUUCUCGACGUAAUAACCUGGUAGCACCAUGGAACAAAUUUUUUCCGAAGAGGAUAUGGAGAACGCGCUGACGUUUCGAGAGAAAAUGCACCGGGUACGGCAGCUCGAGAAAGAGGAGGAUUGGUCGGAAAAGAAAAUGCAAAUGCGGCACUACUUGGAUUACCAAGACAGCAUCUGUCACAAGCUACUUAGAGCUUUUGAAGAGGUGUCGUGUAAAUGUGAUGACGCUGCCAAUGAGAGACAGCGCCUGAGGGACACUGUGGCUAAGCUUUCACAGGAGAAAGAGAAGGACGAGACACGAAUGAUGCAGCAGUUGAACGAAGCCACGAUAAUGCUGCAGAAAAAAGACAACAUCAUCAGAAUGCUCACAAGUAUAGCUGAGGAAUCCAUUGACAUGGCAACGCAAGAGCUAAGGAGUGUCCGAGAAACAAUGGACAGACAAACUAGUGCGGGUGAGGCUCUGUUGAAGAAACUUCAUUUGAAGCUAAACAUCCUGGAGAAGCAACUGGAAGAGAAGGAGGAAGAAAACUCCAAGCUGUCACGUAUGUACGACGAUCUGCUCAGCAAGAUUCAACGAAACUGAAAACUGCGACAGUUGCUUCGACAGUGUCGAGAAAUGUUACCAUUCUUUUAGUUUAUUAAAUGAGUUUGUUGCAGUCCCGCUUA
Messenger RNA from Ornithodoros turicata, 1138 nucleotides. RefSeq names its product serine/threonine-protein kinase MRCK beta-like. The transcript is spliced from 5 exons. NCBI's taxonomy places the organism in Eukaryota, Metazoa, Arthropoda, Arachnida, Ixodida, Argasidae. Bases 501 to 1055 code for a protein of 184 amino acids. The record is from RefSeq and is a predicted model, not a curated record.